CGGCAGACGGCAGAGGCGCCGCUGCAGGCUCAUCGCGGGAGGAAGUGGCACUUGGCGAGCGGCGGCCGGCAGCCGGAGCCAGCGCCGGCGGCCCCAGUGCAGUGCAGCGCAGCGGCCGCCGCUGCAGCCAGCCGCCAUGAUCCGCUCGCUACGCACCACAGUCCUCCGGAGCAACUCGGACCGCGCCGCCAAGUGGCUGCGGCGCCAGGCGGAUCCCAGCGCGGCGUUCCUGCGCGCAGCCCGAGCUGGUCAACUCGAACGAGUCCUCGAACACCUCGACAACGGGGUCGACAUCAACACGUCCAACGCGAAUGGACUAAAUGCUCUCCACUUAGCAGCAAAAGAUGGCCAUUUGGAAAUUGUAUCAGAGCUACUCAAACGAGGAGCAACUGUUGAUGCAGCCACAAAGAAAGGCAAUACAGCUCUUCAUAUCGCAUCACUUGCUGGGCAGGAAGAGGUAGUGAAACUUCUGGUUAAGAGUGGAGCUGCAGUCAAUGCACAGUCACAGAAUGGCUUCACUCCAUUGUACAUGGCUGCUCAAGAAAAUCACGAUGGUGUUGUAAAAUUCCUUCUAAGCAAAGGAGCCAACCAGAGUCUUGCCACAGAGGAUGGUUUCACUCCGUUGGCUGUUGCAAUGCAGCAGGGCCAUGAUAAAGUUGUUGCUGUACUUCUUGAGAACGACACAAGGGGUAAAGUGCGCCUCCCUGCCCUUCACAUAGCUGCGAAGAAGGAUGACUGCAAAGCAGCAGCCCUUCUGUUACAGAACGACCAUAAUCCUGAUGUCACAUCCAAAAGUGGAUUCACACCACUGCACAUUGCAGCUCAUUAUGGAAAUGAAAAUAUUGCCAACUUGCUGUAUGAAAAAGGGGCUGAUGUGAACUACUCUGCAAAGCAUAACAUCACUCCACUUCAUGUAGCCUGUAAGUGGGGGAAGAUUAAUAUGGUGUCGCUACUGAUCGACAAGGGAGCCAAUAUUGAAGCAAAAACUAGAGAUGGGCUGACACCACUACAUUGUGCAGCUAGGUCUGGACAUGAUCAGGUCGUGGAUCUGUUGUUAGAGAACAAAGCUCCUAUACGUUCGAAGACUAAGAACGGUCUUGCACCACUUCAUAUGGCAGCACAAGGAGAUCAUGUAGAUGCGGCUCGAAUCCUCCUGUAUCAUCGGGCUCCUGUGGAUGAUGUGACUGUGGACUACCUGACAGCAUUACAUGUUGCUGCGCACUGCGGUCAUGUUCGUGUUGCCAAAUUGCUUCUAGACCGGAAGGCUGAUCCAAAUGCUCGUGCCCUUAAUGGCUUCACACCACUGCAUAUUGCAUGCAAGAAAAACAGGAUAAAACUUGUUGAACUGCUUUUGAAGUACAAUGCCUCAAUUGAAGCUACAACAGAGUCGGGUUUGACACCUCUUCAUGUGGCAAGUUUCAUGGGCUGUAUGAAUAUAGUCAUUUAUCUUCUACAACAUAAUGCAAAUCCCGAUAUCCCAACAGUUCGAGGAGAAACUCCUUUGCAUCUAGCAGCCAGAGCAAAUCAGACUGACAUAAUCAGGAUAUUGUUACGGAAUGGAGCUCAAGUAGAUGCCAAGGCUAGGGAAGAGCAAACUCCACUCCACGUGGCAUCACGACUAGGAAAUACUGAUAUUGUUAUGUUGUUACUUCAACAUGGUGCAGCAGUUGAUGCCACUACCAAGGAUCUUUACACACCAUUGCACAUUGCAGCAAAAGAGGGUCAGGAUGAGGUUGCUUCAGUCUUGCUGGAAAAUGGUGCUUCCUUGACAGCAACAACCAAGAAAGGAUUUACACCACUGCAUCUUGCAGCUAAAUAUGGAAACCUUAAAGUUGCAAAACUGCUAUUACAGAAGGAUGCUCCUGUUGAUGCUCAGGGGAAGAAUGGUGUUACUCCUCUUCAUGUCGCAAGUCACUAUGAUCAUCAGAAUGUGGCAUUACUACUUUUAGACAAGGGUGCUUCUCCUCAUGCAACUGCCAAAAAUGGACAUACUCCACUUCACAUAGCUGCAAGAAAGAACCAGAUGGAUAUUGCGACCACUCUCUUAGAGUAUGGUGCCAAGGCAAAUGCUGAGUCAAAGGCUGGUUUCACACCCCUUCAUUUGGCAUCACAGGAAGGCCACACUGAUAUGGCAUCACUGUUGAUUGAACAUCAGGCUGAUCCUAACCACAAAGCCAAGAAUGGUCUCACUCCACUCCAUUUAUGUGCCCAAGAAGAUAAAGUCAAUGUUGCAGCUAUAUUGGUGAAGAAUGGUGCUGAGGUGGAUUCUACAACAAAGGCAGGCUAUACCCCUCUCCAUGUGGCAUCACACUUUGGACAACUCAACAUGGUCCGUUUCCUAUUGCAACAUGGUGCAAAUGUGGACAAGAGCACAGCCGUCGGAUAUACUCCGUUGCACCAGGCUGCUCAGCAGGGUCACAUGCUUGUUAUCACAUUACUUCUGGAAAAUAAAGCCAAGCCAAAUGCUCUCACAAAUCAAGGACAAACUGCUUUGUCAAUUGCACAGAAACUGGGCUAUAUCAGUGUUGUUGAGACACUGAAAGUUGUGACUGAAACAACAGUAACCACCACCACCACUACUACGAUCGAAGAAAAGUACAAGGUCGUAGCGCCAGAGUCGAUGCAAGAAACAUUCAUGUCUGAUUCUGAGGAUGAAGGUGGUGGUGACGAAGUGUUGGAUAUGGCGAUGAAUGUUUACGGAAAACCUACCCAUGCCCAACAUGUCUACUUGCCUUACUACCAAGGUCAAAUGCAGUAUACACGUGAAGAUCCAGGAAUGAAUGAUCAUCAGCAGUACCGUUACAUGACAGUCGAUGACAUGAAAUCGCUUGGUGAUGAUUCUUUGCAAAUUGAUGUCACUAGGGAUGAGAGGAUUGAUGCCAAUAGGAUGUCAGUUGCUCCUGGUGGUAUAACUGAAGUCAUUUUAGCGCCACAACACACAAAGGAGAGUUAUGUCCAGGCCGUCAACCAAUAUAACACUCUGCAUGCACCAGACAAUGUCGAUAUUGCACGCCAUCCUGUACACAUGGGCAUCAUUUUAAACAGACUUGAUGAUUCUUUGGCUUGCCUUGGACCAAUUCCAUUAUCAGCAGCGAUGUGGCGUGAAAGCAUUCCCCAUUGGAGAAAUUUUCUCGUGAGCUUCUUGGUGGAUGCUCGUGGGGGUGCAAUGCGUGGAUGCAGACAUUCCGGAGUGCGUGUAAUUGUUCCUCCACGUAAAGCAGCAAUGCCAAUGCGCAUCACAUGCCGCUAUCUCCGCAGGGACAGGUUAUCAAAUCCACCUCCAUUAAUGGAAGGGGAGGCACUUGCUAGCAGAAUCCUUGAAUUAGGACCUGUUGGAGCGAAAUUCCUUGGACCAGUGAUUAUAGAAGUUCCUCACUUUGCCUCACUUCGAGGCAAAGAACGUGAGAUUAUAAUUCUCCGUUCUGACAAUGGAGAUACAUGGAGGGAGCACACACUUGAAGCGAGUGAAGAAGCUGUUCAGGAUGUUUUGAAUGAAAGUUUUGAAGGAGAAGAAAUGAGCCAACUUGAAGAUCUCCAUACAAAUCGUAUAACACGUAUUCUUACGGUUGACUUCCCACAUUACUUUGCUGUUGUAUCUCGAGUGAAGCAGGAAGUGCAUGCUAUUGGUCCUGAAGGAGGCAUGGUGUCCUCAAGUGUUGUUCCCCAAGUACAAGCAGUAUUUCCACAAGAUGCCCUUACCAAAAAGAUCAGAGUUGGAAUUCAGGCUCAACCUAUCUCUGCUGAUUUGGCAGCAAAACUCCUUGGGAACAGAGUUGCUGUUUCACCUAUUGUCACUGUUGAGCCAAGAAGACGAAAAUUCCACAAACCAAUCACACUGACAAUACCUGUUCCACAAGCAGCAAAUAAAGGGAUGAUAAAUCAGUAUUCUGGAGAUGCACCAACACUCAGGUUGCUGUGCAGCAUUACAGGUGGAACAACAAGAGCGCAGUGGGAGGAUGUUACUGGUUCUACUCCUCUGACAUUUGUGAAGGACUGUGUUACAUUUACUACAACAGUUUCAGCGCGAUUUUGGCUAAUGGACUGCAGGAACAUAGCAGAUGCAACCAAAAUGGCAACUGAGCUAUAUCGUGAAUCUAUACAUCCCCCAUUUAUGGCAAAAUUUGUUGUAUUUGCAAAACGAGUUGAUCUGUUAGAAGCAAGACUGCGUGUGUUUUGUAUGACUGAUGACAAAGAAGAUAAGACACUGGAACACCAGGAACAUUUUACAGAAGUGGCUAAAAGCAAAGAUGUUGAGGUGCAAGAAGGGAAGACAGUGUACAUUGAAUUUGCUGGUAAUCUGGUUCCUGUGAUGAAGUCUGGUGACCAACUACAAAUGGGUUUCAGAGCAUUCAAAGAAAAUCGUUUACCUUUCACUGUACGAGUAAAAGAUCCAGAUGAAGAUACUGUUGGUAGAAUACUUUUUAUGAGAGAACCAAAGGUUGCUAAAGGGGAACCAGCUCAAACACCUAUUUGUACUCUCAACAUAGUGCUACCUGAUAAUGUUAUUCCUGAUGCUGGACCAUCAGAACCAGACUUGCUGGAACUAGAAAAAAAUUACAGUUUCCUUCGAGAUGGCAUCAGUCAUCCAGAUGCUAUUCAUCGGGCUGACAUACGCCUCUCAGAUAUAUCAAACCUUCUUGGAUCAGACUGGGUGGCCUUAGCUGGUGAGCUAGGAGUCUCAACUUCAGAUGUAAAUCUAAUAAAGACUGAAUAUCCAGACAAUGUGAAUCAACAAGCCAUGGUGAUGCUGCGAUUGUGGCUUCAGACAUCGGGUAAUAAAGCAAAUGGAAAUGUGUUGGAAAAAGCACUACGAAAAAUAAAUAGGGAUGAUAUUGUGAACCAGUGUGUCUUUAAUGUGGAGCUUGUGACAGAUGACAUGGAACGUGCUGUAGCUAAAGUUCAUCUUGACCAAUCUGGUUUUGACAACCUCCGAGAGGAGCUUGGACCAUCUCGAGAUGCAACUCUUCGACGAAAUACAAGUCUUGAUCCUUCUUACACAGAGCAAGAUUUAAUGAAGGAGUCUGAAUCUGUUGAAGAACUGGUAAACUCCGAGAAACAGGCCAAAGAUAAAGGUGAUGAAAAAAUGGAAGGACUUGAGCGGAAGGAUUAUGUAGAAGGUGAGGAAAAGUAUGCAGCUGAAGAAAAGGAUGUUAAAGGAAUUAUGGAAGAUUUUCUGUCUCAUGAGAAAGGACAGACAUAUAGAAAUGAGAUACAGAAAGUUUCAGAUCAGUUAGAGAAGCUAGAUGUUUCAUCACCCCACAUUGUUGAGACAACUGUAAUAACAAAGAAGGAGAUUCACUCACCAAAAUCAUCCAAGACACCACCUCCAAGUCCAGCAGAAUUCCAAGAUAAUUUAGGUUUCUCGGACGGCAAACCACAGCUAUUUGGGUCGCAUGCUGAAAGUCGCACUGCACUUGACACUAGCAUAGAUCUUAGUUCGCAUGAUGGCCACAUUCCCACUGUCAGGCUGCAUGAGGAAGGUCCAAUUGUCACCUCCACGCCACAGCCACGCUUGAAACCUGUGCGCAAAGCAUCCAGAUCUUCCCAUGAUGACCCUUCUACAGCUGUAAUGGAGGAUGUUCAAUGGGACUUUGGUUCUGACAAUGAGACACAAGGAAAUGUUAUUGUGAAAACCAUCAGAACUAUAUAUGGGGAUCCAAAUGCCAUUGAAAAUGAGAAAUUCAUCCAAAAUGAGGCUACAGUGAGUGGGAAAGUUGCUUUGAGUCCAUCUGGCAAGCUUGAAGAUAAAGAAUGUUUUAGCCCCACUAAACAAAAUUCAGAAAGUAAAGAAGAUGUGGAAGAGCCACAAUUUAGUGCUGUGUACACACCAAAACCAGCACUUCGCUUAAGCAAGGUUUCUGGGAGUGUUACAGACAAUGUACUUGUAAAUGUUGGCAGCAGUGUUCCAAGUAAAAAUGCCAUCUAUGAAGAAACAAAGUCUGUAACACAUUCGCUGCAGUCUUCUCCUGGUGACAAAAGUGCUGAUGGUGAUGCAGUUAAUAGCCUUGCUGUGAACAUGAACGAUGAGAGGUGCAGCACCAAUUCUGUGACUGUGAACAGUGAUUCGGAUGUGGAAACUGACAGUAUGGCAUCUCCACUGUCAGGGAUGAGGGUAUCCAUCAGGAGAAGGACCAUUGGCAGCUCCAGUGGCUCCGAUGUCGCACUGCAUGAAGGCAACGACCUCUCAGAUGAUGACCAUCCAGUGUUUGCCAGUAGAUGGUAUGGCUUGAGUCGACGCUGGCUCGUCCCAGCUUGCUUCCUGUUGGCUCUGUUAGCCUGUGUCGCGCUGCAUGGCUGUGCCUCCCCAUACACUCUAGUGAUGCACCGCUUCUUAUCCCAUGUCGUUGCUGCUCAUGGGUCUGAUUACUUUCAAGGAACAGAUCAACAGAUCUUCUCUGAGACAGUCACCACUGAUUUUGAUCCAGCAACACAAAGAAAGACAGUGACCACCCGUACAGUAACUACGUCAUCCACAGGGGAACCAAGUGAUGGCCUAAGACAGUCAAUGCAAGAAAUAGUUGAUAAAUUCAUGCAAGAUGAACGUAAACAGCCAUAAAUUUUAAAUGUAAAAAAAAAACUGGUAUUUUCUUCUACAGAAGAUAUACUGUAGAAGACAAUUUAUGUUUGAUUUGGACUGUAAUUAUUUAUUGUGAAGUAAAGCAUAUUGCUUGAGAAUGGUGCUGCUUAAAAUUUUUCUUAAAUAUGUCAUUACUCUAUUUCACUGUGGGAUUUAUAAAACUUAUAAACAGAACAUUCAGAGAAAUCUUUCAUGUUAGACUUUGAGGAAAAUAAAUACAGCAACUUAUUUUCAGAUAUUUUGAGCUUUGAAGUCUAUUUUGUAUGAGUUGUGUUCAUCAAACUGGACUGUAAUAUAUAUAUUUGUGAAAUAAAGUGUUAUUUGUGACUUAAAAUAAGUUCAUUGAUGUGCAAAGAUAUAGAAAGAGAAGAGUGUCAAAAUCUCAAAAAUUAAUUUUGUUUUCUUCUGUUCACUUUUAAAAAUAUUACUUUAUAUCUGUAGUUGCAAAUGUAGAGUCUACAUUGUUUUAUCUGACACUAUUAAACUGGAAAAGUAAAUUCUAUCAGAUUAGAAACUGAAGGUAAUAUUGGUUCAAUGAUUUUCUUGUUGCUGAACAUGUCUAGCCCCAAAGAGCAAGCUAACAGGGAAGCAUUGUUGACAAGCGAACAGCUGAUAUUAAAAUUGAGAUGAUUUGUGCUUCUGAUUGCAAACAAAAUUGAAAGGUAUUAAUUUUGAUGUAAUUUGUAAAUAUUUUGAAUAAUGGAAGUGGCUGUUAAAGAAUUCUGACCUGCCCUUUUUUUCUAUUGUACUUAUCGGAAUAAAUAUUUUGAGAAAUAUGCACCAGCUCAUUUAUACUAUGCUUUUCACAGCACAAAUUACUUCACUGCCUAUUGUGUGGUACUAUGCUAGUGCCACUAUAGUAAAGGAUGUCAUAGAUUAACAUGCAUUUCUCAGCUUGUUUGUUCCUCAAAAAGUUAUAGUGCAGAAAUGAAGAGACUAGUUGAUGAAUUUGUAACAGAAGCUAAUUGGAAAACAAGUAUAUGUUGUAAUAAUGGAAUAAGGAUAAACUGACUAUUGAAGCAGCAAUAUAAAUUAAUUCAUAGAGUUGCAUAGUGUAUCAAAAUAGAAGUGUGCCUAAUUUUUCUCAAUGAAAUUUGUCUUUCUGAGUCACUGACCCAGCUCUUACAUUGCUCCUUGACAGAAGACAAGUGUCACUGUUAAUAGGCCUGUUGUUUUGUAUGCCCUACCUGUUCAGUUUUGAAUGUAAUUCUUAGGAAUAAUGGACUUGUGAACUUACAAUUACAACCAAGAAAGCAGAAGGAGCCAAGUGCAAUUACAACUGUAUUUUUCUUGUUUACGCAGUACCAGUAUAAUUGGAAUGUGGCCAAUGCAAGGUACAGUUUUGUGAAAAUGUUUUCUGCUGUGGAGAUUGAUUUGGAAUUCCUUAUAGAAGCUCUAAAUGAUGCAUUGGUGCAUGUAUCAUAUUUUCUAAUGUCCUGGAAUAAUGUAUUAUUCUCUUAAGCAGUCUGUAACACACACACACACACACACACACACACACACACACACACACACACAUGCAUGUGUGGCUGCAGGUGCACACACACACACACACACACACACACACACACACACACACACACACACACACAGAUGUGUGCUUUAAUAGAUGCCUCUCACAGACAUAAUGGACAGUGAUCUCAGAAAUGCAAAUUAUUCAAACAAUAAAUGUAGAUACCUGUAGAAUUAUUAGGAGAGUCAUAUUUUGUAUGUGGCAAUGGAAGUUUGUUUGACUGUUAGCUAAUUUGAAACUGAAUUUUGAAGCCAUAUGACUUGCAGAAGCUAGUUACUGUUGAAUAUUGAAAUUUUUAAUAAAUAGUUACAAAAAGAAUUCAUAAUAUUUUGUAUAUAUAGAAUAUAAAUUACAUUAAGCUUUAUUGAAGGUACUUCAAGAUAAACGCCAAAGGCAAGAUUGAUUCUCAUGGUCUUCGAUGCUGAAGGUAUAUAUUGAUGUAAUGGUACAAAAUCAUUUUGACUUUCUAAAAUAAUAACUUAACCUAAUGUUGCUUGAUUGGUGGAGACCUAGGUUAACAGCACACAGCAUUAUUCACUAGUGUUGUUAAACAGCUGUUCAUCAACAAAAUAUUUGCACCCAAACUUGAGUGAAUUGGUGAGUGAUAGGCAGUUGCUGUUGGAAAUACAUGUGAAUUUUUAGAUCCAUGUUAUGAAAUGUGUGAGAUGUGAAAUUUCUUGAAAGUCCUCAUACCCCUUACACUGCAGCUUUUACUAGUAAUUCAAGACCAAUGAUAUAUUAGCACUUGUAUCGUAUUUUCUAAAUUGUAUUCAUUUUGCUCCAUUUGGGGUACCAUCGUUUACCAUAAAUGGUGCCAGAUAGUGCAUGGGAACUAUUGUUUGCACAGGUACAGUCUCUGUUCUUCUUCUGUGUUUAUCAGUAGGGUAUGUUGUGGUGACUUUUUUCUUUUCCUUUUUUUUUUGGGGGGGGGGGGGGAGGGGGGAUCUUUCAUAAGCAGAAUUUUUGUGGUUUGUGACUGACCUUAAAUGGAACUGUCAGUAAUGAUGUUUUCACCUAUCUCCUGGCAUUUGUUUGCAUUCCAUACCAAAAUGCAAUACUACUCUACUAUUCACAAGAGAAAAAUAGUAUGCCUAACAAGAAAUAAAUACCUCAUUCCAAUUAAAUUUGCAUAAGGAAUAAUACUUUGACUAAACAGUAAUAGUAACAAUAUUAGUAACUCCAAGUUUUCUAAAUUUAAAAAAAAUGUGGAAAGUAGUUUGUCUACUGUUAAUUGCUUGAGAAGUGCAACAAGUUUUGAGAUCUUUUAUGACACUUUGUUUUAUUUUGUAAUAAGAAGUGUAAAGAAAAUAUUUUAGUCCAUCUGAGAACUGUUGUAUAAUAUUUCUGUGAUGUUUGAAAUAAAUGUUAUGAAUGGAAGAUGUGAGUUACUAAACAACACUUUCUUAUUUAGGUUAUGCAAUGUCACCAGAGGUUUUGUAUAUAUUGUAAAACAUUAGUAGAAUUAUUAUGCUUAGAAUAACUUCCGUAAGCACAGAUUAUGAAACACUGCAUAGAUAUUUUCAGAGAUUUUUAUUUUCAUAUAGCAAAACAUUGUCUGUAUAAAAUAUGUUCAUUAUGUAUGACUGUCAUGGAUUCCUCUUUCUUGCUAUAUUCUUGUCACCUAAAACAUAAAGUUUAGGAUAAUGGUGACAUGAAGAAAUAUUGUGAGACAGAGUGUAUAAAUAUGUCAAGUUCCAGGAAGGUGGAAUGGUGGGAUUUAAAAUAUUAUUUUAUAAUACUAUCAGAAAUGGUCAUUUCAAUAUAAGUUUUUAAAAGUUAUGGGGCCACUGCACAGAAGUUGCACUGUAGCAGGUUAGCACCAAUCUGUUGCCUUAUGUUAUGUUAAGGACAAACUAUGAACUAUCUAAUGAAAAUAUAUGUCUAUCAGAAACCAGCUAAGUGAUUAAUGUUUGUGUCUUCACAGUAAAAAGCUUGAUUAGCUUGUAAGAAGUAAGAAACUGUGUGUUUGUAAUUUCUGUCAUUGUGUGUGAGACUUUUUUUUAAUUUAUGCAGCUAAAGUUUAAAAUGCUAUUAAGAUGCAUCUAUAGCUUCUAAGAAGUGUCAGUAAUGUAAUAUAAAUAAAAUAAAGCCACCUCUUAUUUGUUUAAA
Molecule: messenger RNA, 10199 nt
Organism: Schistocerca gregaria
Lineage: Eukaryota; Metazoa; Arthropoda; Insecta; Orthoptera; Acrididae
Product: ankyrin-2-like
Exons: 38
Coding region: 137-6556 (2139 amino acids)
Biological process (GO): signal transduction
Molecular function (GO): protein binding
Source: RefSeq, a predicted model, not a curated record